Messenger RNA from Aspergillus eucalypticola CBS 122712, 1383 nucleotides. Its product is annotated as putative allantoate permease. The coding region runs from base 1 to 1383 and encodes 460 amino acids. NCBI's taxonomy places the organism in Eukaryota, Fungi, Ascomycota, Eurotiomycetes, Eurotiales, Aspergillaceae. The record is from RefSeq and is a predicted model, not a curated record. Gene Ontology annotation, molecular function: allantoate transmembrane transporter activity; dipeptide transmembrane transporter activity. Gene Ontology annotation, biological process: dipeptide transport; allantoate transport; tripeptide transport. Gene Ontology annotation, cellular component: plasma membrane. The transcript has 8 exons.
AUGGAAUGGUCUGUCGAUGAGGAGCGGCGGAUUCUGAAGAAAAUUGACUCAACUGUCUUACCCAUCCUUUGCUUCGUCUUUUUUUUUCAGUAUCUCGACAAACAGAGUCUCAGCUAUACUGCCGUCUUUGGAUUGAGGACCGACUUGAAUCUCACAAGUUCUCAAUACUCUUGGUGUACCUCUCUGUUUUACUUCGGACAACUUGUGUCCGAGUACCUUGCUGUCUACCUCAUGAGUCGACUGCCACUCAUCCGAGUUGUUGGCAUAUCCAUCAUCGUAUGGGGAGGCGUCUGUAUGUGCCUUGCUGCUCCUCAUAACUUUUCCGGGUUUGGAGCGGUCCGAUUCUUGCUGGGAUUUACCGAGGCAGCCAUUCAGCCAGCAGCCGUCACAAUCACCAGCAUUUGGUAUAGGAAAGAGGAACAUCCUCGCCGUGUAGGUAUUUGGGUCUCAAUGAAUGCACUUGCACAAACCAUUGGAGCAAUCAUGAUGUACGGCAUUGGAAAGAACUCCGGAUUGUCCGUGGCCCCAUGGCGCUGCAUGUUCCUCGUCUGUGGUGGUUGCACAAUCGCGGCCGGCAUGCUGUUCCUCCUUGUCUUGCCGUCCGGGCCCGACAAUGCAUGGUUCCUGACGAUGCGCGAAAGAGCCAUCAUCAAGCAGAGAAUGAUGGUACAUCGUGAGGGAGGUGACCAGGUGACAUUCUCCAUCCCGCAGUUGAAGGAAGCUAUGCUAGAUCCGAAAACUUGGCUAGUUGGCUCAUUUGGCUUCUUGGUAACCAUGUCUGGACCCGUGAUAAUUUUUGCGUCGCUGGUGAUCAGCGAUAUCGGAUAUGACAAAUAUGAGACUAUGCUGUACAGCUCCCCAUCAGGAGCAGUCCAAUUUUUUUUCAUCUGGCUCGGCAUUGCCGGCUGUGCCCUUAUGCCAAACCAUCGAGCCGUUGUUAUAAUCGCUCUCACCAUCGUUCCGUUAGUUGGCAGCAUCCUCUUGCUGGUGCUGGAUAUGAGUGCCGGCUGGGGUAUAAUUAUAGCCUCAUGGCUGGCAUCUAGUAUAUCUUGCAUCAUGAGCAUUGUGCUCAGCCUUUCGGCUUCCAAUGUCAAAGGGAAUACCAAGCGCUCGGUCGUGAAUACCGUCUUCUUUAUCGGCUAUUGCGUGGGCGCUAUUGUUGGCCCCCAGCUUUGGACGGAGCCCCCACGCUAUACUAAGGGGCUCAUCACCUCCAUUGUUCUUUGGGCUGUUUUUAUGGUCUUUAUUGCGGUGUACUGGGCUGUCUGCUACUUUGACAACGUGUCCCGGGAUUUGAAAGCUCAAGGGGAUCCCCAAGCGCAUGAGCAUGGAGUCGAAGACAUAACGGACAGGGAGGACCUGCUGUUUAGAUACAUGUACUAA